GGCUAAAACAAAAAAAGCCCCUCAAAUAAGGGGUAAGCCCCAGAACCCUAACCAGACUCUUGUCUAUCCUCGCGCCCCUCGCACCCUUCCCGCCGCCGCCGCCGCCGCAGGUCUCACCGCCGUCGCCGCAGCCAUGGGGCGCAUGCACAGCCGCGGGAAGGGUAUCUCGUCGUCGGCGCUGCCGUACAAGCGGACUCCGCCGGUCUGGGUCAAGACCGCCGCCUCCGAUGUGGACGAGCUGAUCACCAAGGCCGCGAAGAAGGGCCAGAUGCCGUCGCAGAUCGGCGUCCUGCUCCGUGACCAGCACGGCAUCCCGCUCGUCAAGAGCGUCACCGGGAGCAAGAUCCUCCGCAUCCUCAAGGCCCAUGGUCUGGCCCCUGAAAUUCCUGAGGACCUGUAUUUCCUGAUUAAGAAGGCUGUGGCCAUUAGGAAGCAUCUUGAGAGGAACAGGAAGGACAAGGACUCCAAGUUCAGGCUCAUUCUUGUUGAGAGCAGGAUCCACCGCCUGGCCCGCUACUACAAGCGCACCAAGAAGCUCCCACCCACCUGGAAGUAUGAGUCUACCACCGCCAGCACUCUGGUGGCCUAAGGGAAUUCUGCAUCUGGGGUGCUUUUGGCUCUUAAAGCUGUGAUUGUCUAGAAAAUCAAUUUUAUGUACUGCUUUAUGAGUUUGGAGCCAAUUAGAAGCUGCAAAAUUUUCAUGUUUAUCUGGAGGAUGCCGUAAAACCAUUCUGGUUUUGUUAUUCUGUCUGUUAAACGACUGUUAUCGUGUAUCCAGAUUUUGUUGGUUAUAAUUAGCUAUUAUCUUACAUUGUGUGAUCUUGAAGCAAAUUAUCAGAUA
Messenger RNA from Brachypodium distachyon (stiff brome), 841 nucleotides. RefSeq names its product 40S ribosomal protein S13. NCBI's taxonomy places the organism in Eukaryota, Viridiplantae, Streptophyta, Magnoliopsida, Poales, Poaceae. The record is from RefSeq and is a predicted model, not a curated record. Gene Ontology annotation, cellular component: cytosolic small ribosomal subunit; nucleolus; ribosome. Gene Ontology annotation, molecular function: small ribosomal subunit rRNA binding; structural constituent of ribosome. Gene Ontology annotation, biological process: translation. The coding region runs from base 134 to 589 and encodes 151 amino acids. The transcript has 5 exons.